Messenger RNA from Heteronotia binoei (common prickly gecko), 2042 nucleotides. RefSeq names its product aspartyl-tRNA synthetase 1 (gene DARS1). Gene Ontology annotation, biological process: aspartyl-tRNA aminoacylation. The record is from RefSeq and is a predicted model, not a curated record. The coding region runs from base 105 to 1616 and encodes 503 amino acids. Gene Ontology annotation, cellular component: cytoplasm; aminoacyl-tRNA synthetase multienzyme complex; cytosol. NCBI's taxonomy places the organism in Eukaryota, Metazoa, Chordata, Lepidosauria, Squamata, Gekkonidae. Gene Ontology annotation, molecular function: RNA binding; ATP binding; aspartate-tRNA ligase activity. The transcript has 16 exons.
GGAGGGCGAGCGGCGGCCUCGUUCUCGCGUGACGUAUUUGCCAGCCGUUUUCUGCGGUGCCCGGAAGUAGGUAGCGGAGGGACUCCCGGAAAGAAGCAGGCGAGAUGCCCGGCAUUGCCGCCCCGCAGCGCCAGGAACGGAGUCGUGACCGCGCCGUGGAUCCGCCGCCCGCUGAUGACUACGCAAAGGAAAGAUAUGGCGUAUUGCCGAUGAUACAGUCUCAGGAGAAACCAGACCGAGUCCUGGUUCGAAUAAAGGACUUGACAGAAGAGAAGGCUGAUGAAGUUCUUUGGGUUCGUGGCAGGAUUCAUACAAGCAGAGCAAAAGGGAAACAGUGUUUCUUAGUUCUGCGUCAACAGCAGUUCAGCGUCCAGGCUCUGGUGGCUGUGGGAGACCAUGCAAGUAAGCAGAUGGUAAAGUUUGCUGCCAAUAUUAACAAGGAGACCAUUGUUGACAUUGAAGGCUUUGUGAGGAAAGUGCCACAAAAAAUUGGAGGCUGCACUCAGCAAGAUGUCGAGCUGCAUGUUCAAAGGAUCUAUGUGAUCAGUUUGGCUGAACUGCGACUGCCCUUGCAGCUGGAUGAUGCUGUCCGCCCAGAGGGGGAAGGAGACGAGGAAGGAAGAGCUACAGUAAAUCAGGAUACAAGAUUGGACAACAGAGUCAUAGACUUGAGGACCUCUACAAGCCAAGCUAUCUUUCACCUCCAGUCUGGCAUUUGUCAACUUUUUCGAGAGACACUCAUUUGCAAGGGCUUUGUGGAAAUUCAGACUCCAAAGAUUAUUUCAGCUGCCAGUGAAGGUGGUGCCAAUGUGUUUACUGUCUCCUACUUCAAAAGCAGUGCCUACUUGGCUCAGUCCCCACAGCUUUACAAGCAGAUGUGUAUUUGUGCUGACUUUGACAAGGUUUUCUGCAUUGGGCCAGUAUUCAGAGCAGAAGAUUCAAAUACUCAUAGACAUCUGACAGAGUUUGUUGGUCUGGAUAUUGAAAUGGCAUUUGAUUACCAUUAUCAUGAAGUGGUGGAUGAGAUUGCAGACACUCUGGUGCAGAUAUUCAAAGGACUCCAAGAAAGGUUCCAAACUGAAAUUCAGACAGUGAAUAAACAGUUUCCAUGUGAGCCAUUUAAGUUUUUGGAGCCAACUCUGAGGCUGGAGUACCAGGAAGCUCUAGCCAUGCUUCGGGAAGCUGGAGUCGAGAUGGGUGAAGAAGAUGAUCUCAGUACGCCAAGUGAGAAGCUCUUGGGCCGUCUGGUGAAGGAAAAGUAUGACACAGAUUUCUAUAUUCUGGACAAAUAUCCUCUGGCUGUAAGACCUUUCUAUACAAUGCCAGACCCAACAAAUCCAAAAAUCUCAAACUCUUACGACAUGUUCAUGAGAGGAGAAGAAAUCUUGUCUGGAGCUCAGCGAAUUCAUGACCCACAGCUGCUGACCGAGAGGGCCCAGCAUCAUGGCAUCGAUUUAGAGAAAAUUAAGGCUUACAUUGAUUCUUUCCGUUUUGGUGCACCUCCCCAUGCAGGUGGCGGCAUAGGACUAGAAAGAGUAACCAUGCUGUACCUUGGCUUGCACAAUGUCCGGCAAACCUCUAUGUUCCCACGUGAUCCCAAACGUCUAACACCUUAAGAAGUCUGGAUCUGCAGCUUCUCAGUGACCUCAUAACCCAGCAUAAUGGAAAGAUGUCUAAUCUACUGAAGUGCCACAAUGACAAGUGUUCAGUUCUUAACAGCUUGAAAUCCAGUAUUUUAACAGACCUAGAUUCUAUUAUUGUUAGACAAUGUCAGCUUUUUAAGAAGAACUUGAUGAAGUUGAGAAUAUUAUCAUGUUGUACUUUAGGAAGUUUCUAAACACUUGAAUAUUAAUAAUAUUCCUAAUUGUGUAAAAAAAUGAGUGUUUUAAAAAAUAUAACAACAAAGCUAUAGAUUUCAAAGUGUAGAGUUUGAUUCUAACAGUCAUGCAAAAGGAUUAUUUUGAGAAGCAGUUGAGAAAUGAUGGACUAAGUUUGGACUUCCUGAACUGUAAACACAGGUUGCAAUAAAGCUCCUUCCUAUA